UAGUCUUCAAUUCAUUGUUUUUUUGUAUGUCUUUAUGUCCCCUUAAAUUUGCUUUGCUUGCUAAUGUUAGGUUAGUUUGUUGAUAAAUGUUUGUUACUUCUUGUUAAUGUUAUUAUGCUUAUGCUUAUGAUGAAGAGAAGCGAGACGUCUAAGUAUUUUUCUGCCUAGUUGGAUUCUUGGCUCUCAGAUGUUGAAAAAAAACACUUGUAUAUAGCAUUUGGAUUAAUGUGAUCACAUUAUUCAUAUGUAAUUUGCUGUUUUUGUACCAUGUUAGCAUGCCCUUUGUUGUGUGCACAUUUUUUCUUUUGAUUGCUGGACUUGCUUUCAUCUUAUGUUUAGUUUGUGGCAUAACCCUACAGAUGAUCUUUGGGGUUUAUUAUUAUGGCUCUAUCCCUGAAGAGAGGUAUAUGCAAACAAUUGAGCUUCAAAGGUUUAUACCUUAGCCUCAAGGUGAAAUUCAUUUGACACUGUCCAUUAAGUCUGUUUUUAAGCAUUUGACUUCAUAAUGGUCACUGCUAUAAGAAGCUAGAAUUAGAAUCUAGUUCAUGUAUGAACCUUCGGAGUAGUGAUCUCUGGAAGGAGUGGCUUCAAUAUUGCUUGAGAGGAAUAAUGGAAGAUAGUGAUGGUGAAUGAAGAUACACGUUGGCAGGAGUGGUUACGAAUUAUAGCGGUGUACCUAUCGACACCCAAAUGUUCAAGUCAACCAUUUGUGUUAGGGCUUGUAAUGACAACUAACAACUUGUAACUGCAUAACCGCCCCUCCGUUAGAUUUUGUACUGUUGAUUAAUGGGAGCUCCAUUUUGUCUUCGAAUGAGCUUGAAGGCAUUGGGCUGGCUGACAUGACCUUUGGCCUGUGGACACCUAAGAUGGUGCAGAACAUAUUUUAAUAAUUAAAAAAUAUUGUGUGGCACUCAAUGGUUGAGUGGCAUGGAAAGAGAAAGAAAAACAAAACACUGCUGUUUGCCAAAGAAAGAAAUAACAAGGAACCGGAACAUUACUGGAUAGAGUUGUGUGAACAAAGUGUACCAUUUUGUUUAGAGUACCAAUGCAAGCUAGUGUCCAUUAAGGUGUUAAGAUGAAAGAGCCCUGCUUGAAUUUGGUACGGCAUCAUUUUAAUGAUUCUCUUUUCUAAUUAGAGGCCUUGCUAAAAGGAUGAGCGGAGCUCUGAGUAAACAUUCUAGAUAAUGUUUCUGCAUUUUUGGAAGGGAGAGAGGGGAACUGAUUCUGUUUGUUGUUAUUAUUAAUAAUUUCUGGUUGCUUCUCUCCUCCCAAGUUUGUCAUAUUUUGUAACCAUGACACGUAAGUUACAGCUUAUCUCCUAAUUUGGUAAAUGGAGAUGUUGGGGCCGCAAUAGAGUUUCUAAUGGCAGAACAAGGAGCAGAAGAGUGCUCUUCAAAUUUUGAUUGCCUUCAAAGCCAGGCUAGUACUAACGGUUGUGAUGUAAAUGAGAAUCGUGAAAAUCACAAAGAAAACAUCGUAGAGGACAACACUAAUGAUAAAUCAAACAAUGGCUCCAAGAAAACCAAUGAUAAAAUCACAUUACAACAAAAUGACAAGGUUUGCAAGGAACUUGGCCUUCGAAACGAGAUGGAAUGUAUUGUAACUGCCAUGUCUGCUAUGGAACCAAUCAUUGUGAAGGCUGAUGAACAACAAGCUUACUCCAUUGAGUUUCGGAAUUGGUGUCUCAAUCUCAAAACUCACUUGUAUGAGGCUGAAGAUAUGUUGGACAAUCUCCACGCUCUUCGCAACCUUGUUAUUUCACAACCACAGGAUGGGGAAGUUGUUGGCGACUUGCUUCGGGGGCUAGAUCAUAAUCAAGCUCUGUCAUGUUUCGGUACUCAACAUGGGGUAUUGACUUAGCAAGGUGGAAAGAACUUCGAGAGGAAAGACGAGAAGUGGCUGAUUUGGAAAAAUUUGUUCAACACGUGCAUGGAAAUCAUUUUAUACCAAACAUGGCAUUAGUGGACUGCACAACUGAUUCUGCCAUUGUUGGCUAUUACUAUGAUUGGUUGCGCAAAGGAAUACAUGUAGUUACCCCCAAUAAGAAAGCAAAUUCAGGACUACUUGAUCAGGUAAAGUAAUCCAUUUGUCCUUUUGAUGGAUAAAAUGCUAUUGGUUGUUUUUUUACUUGUCUCCCCUAAUUAGUUAGUGCAAUAGGUUUUUGAAAUUUCAUACCUAUUUUGUCACUAUGUACUCUGCUAGAAAUAGAAUUUACCGUACAUCAAUUUAGGUUCAUCUAUUUUCAACUUUUAUGAUUUUUUUAAAGAAUAUAUCAGUUUAAGGAAAAGAGCACUUGAUUAAGAUUUUGUCUGAAAAGGAAAACCACAUAAUUGCAUUGUCAGUACAAGGUAAUUUGGAGAGGUAGCUUCUACUCAUUCAUCAUUUUUGUUAUAUCCUUUUUCCUCUGGCUUUUGUCCCCUUCUCUCUCUUUUUAAGAAAACAAAAACUUCGUGUAAAUUGAAUCAUAUGUUUUUGCAGAAAUCAUGUGUUAGCAUUCUAACAGAUUCUUCAUGUUGAGGAUUAAAACUAAUCAGUAACUUAAUUAGUUGAAGCUGUUUGUGGAUGUCAUUUUCAACUAUGUUUGCUGUGUAGACAAAAUAGAUUUGUGUGAUUAUGAGAUAUGUGCAAUUUGAAAAUAUUGUGUUUGCAGUAUGAACAUUUCUUAUUGUAUAUUUCAAUGACAUUAGUUAAUAAAAAUAUAUUAGAAAUUUAAAUAUAAUUUAUUGGUAUUAAUAAUUUAGAAUUACAAUUAGU
Cicer arietinum (chickpea) is the source of this 2754-nucleotide messenger RNA. RefSeq lists its product as uncharacterized. Lineage: Eukaryota; Viridiplantae; Streptophyta; Magnoliopsida; Fabales; Fabaceae. The record is from RefSeq and is a predicted model, not a curated record.